This is a messenger RNA of Anarrhichthys ocellatus (wolf-eel), 3680 nucleotides long. RefSeq names its product ras-specific guanine nucleotide-releasing factor RalGPS1. The transcript is spliced from 17 exons. Bases 146 to 1711 code for a protein of 521 amino acids. Gene Ontology annotation, cellular component: plasma membrane. The record is from RefSeq and is a predicted model, not a curated record. Gene Ontology annotation, molecular function: guanyl-nucleotide exchange factor activity. Lineage: Eukaryota; Metazoa; Chordata; Actinopteri; Perciformes; Anarhichadidae. Gene Ontology annotation, biological process: Ras protein signal transduction.
UUAAGUGUGACAAACAUGCAAAAAAAUAAGAAAUCAGGAAGGGGGCAAACACUUUUUCACACAACUGUAUACAAUCUCUUCAUCUCCUGCAUAGUGAAAGAUAAUAAGGAUUUCUUUCUUGUUAUGUCAGAGCCAAAUCACCGUGAUGGAUGCACCGGUCUUCAAGGCGAUACAUCCAGAGGAGCUGGCCAGCUGCGGAUGGAAUGGGAAAGAGAAGCACAGUUUGUCCCCUAAUGUGGUCGCCUUCACGCGCAGGUUCAACCAGGUGAGCUUUUGGCUGGUGAGAGAACUCUUAACCGCCCACACGCUGAAAAUCCGAGCAGAAAUACUGAGCCAUUUUGUCAAAAUUGCCAAGAAACUGUUUGAGUUGAACAACCUUCAUUCUCUGGUGUCAGUGGUGUCGGCUCUGCAGAGCGCUCCCAUCUUCAGACUCAGCAAAACCUGGGCGCUGAUCAGUCGGAAAGACAAGGCCACAUUUGAGAAGCUCAACUAUCUGACAUCCAAGGAGGAGAACUACACCCGCAUGAGAGAAUACAUCCGCUCCCUGAAGAUGGUGCCCUGUAUCCCGUACCUCGGGAUCUACCUGUUGGACAUGAUCUACAUCGACUCAGCCUAUCCUGCCUCGGACAGUAUCAUAGAGACGGAGCAGCGGACCAAUCAGAUGAACAACCUUCUGAGGCUCAUCUCCGACCUGCAGAUGUCAUGCAACUAUGAUUACUUGGUGACGCUGCCACAUGUCCAGAAGUAUCUGUUGUCAGUUCGCUACAUCGAGGAGCUCCAGAAGUUUGUAGAGGACGACAACUUCAAGCUGUCUCUGAAGAUUGAACCUGGAAACAGUUCCCCUCGCAUCGCUUCUUCUAAAGAAGACCUGGCAGGUCUGUCCGAGGUAUCUGCCUCUUUGCGGUAUAACCGACGGCCUACCUGCCCCGACGCCUCUGUCGGGGUUCAUAUCCCCACCCCCCCUCCCUCUCACCACAGGAAGAGCCACAGUCUGGGAAACAACAUGAUGUGUCAGUACGGCAUGUCAGAAAGCCGGAGCGCCACGUUUCCCGUAGAGAAAGCACGACACCUGCUGGACGACAGCUUCUUAGAGUCUCAGAGUCCAGUGAGAAAUGACCCGCACAGUACGUCUGUGUCCAACGGCCUGUCUCUAGGCAGCAGUGAAAGCUCUUUUGGGGAGGAGCUGUCACCUGGAAUGGAGAGGGGCCGCAUGUACGCAACACUGGGCCCCAACUGGAGGGUCCCGCUUCGCAACUCCCCCCGGAGCCGCAGCUAUGUUUACAGCUCCUCUGCUGGCAACUCCUGCUAUGGAUGCAGUGAGGCCAGCAGCGUGACCGUUGAAGGACCCCUGCGAAGGAAAACGCUGCUGAAGGAGGGACGGAAGCCCAAGUUGUCAUCGUGGACCAGGUUUUGGAUCGUUCUGUCCGGAUCAACGCUGACGUUCUAUGGGGCGAAAGCACUGAGGGCCUCAGAGAGGAAACACUACAAGUCCAGCCCCUGUAAGAAGGUGUGUGUGACUGGAUGGAUGGUGGUGCUGCCAGAUGACUCAGCCAGACCCAACAUCUUCCAGCUCAACGACCCAGACAAAGGCAAUGUUUACAAGUUCCAGACCGGAUCCAGGUUUUCAGCCAUCAUCUGGCACAAAAACCUGGAGGAGGCUUGCAGGAGCAGUAGACCUCAGAUACCAGCAAACCUCAUGUCAUUUGAAUGAGAGCAGACCUCACCCAGCGGGACAUUGUUGUUCCAAACCCAUUUCUUUGUGAAGUAUAGACUAAAUAAUGGAACACGGUGGAAUUUGAUGGUAUCAACUGAAGUGGGAGAGUCAAGAAGCAUCUGACAGUGUAGAAGAAGCUCUUUUAUACUGGAUGUGUGACCGCCAACACACCUGCUUCCUUCUUCCCCAGGACUAAAUGUGAUGUCAUCUGUGGAACAAUCCAGCCAAUGGAAGACUUUGGUGAGGUUGUUUCUUGUUACUUUCUCAAAGCUUCAUCGUUCGCUGUCAUUUGUUAAGCUGCUAAAAAAAAUGUGAGCAAGCACUUUGGUUUUUUUGGCCCAUGUUGGGUUGCAGUUUGGGUGAAAUGAUCAGUGCACAAAUGUGGACAACAGUGUUAGCUGACUGAUGCUGAUCUUCGGUUUGCAGACCAGUGUUAUACGGCCUUCAAAUGGUUUUUAACCCAGGAAGUUGAAUAAGACGCCCCCUGUUGUUCCAGUGGUUGCAUUUGUGAAAGUGCUAUAGCUCUUUCAACAUCCUACAGGAGUAAGUACGCAACGACGUGGAGGCACGUCCAAACUUCUGAACUUGUCGUGAGCAUGAAAGACGUGACCCUGUUUGAAGGUCUCAUUACCAUUUAAGAGCAGCUCUGCAGCAACAAAGGACAGAAGGGGAGUCUUCAUCAGCCCUGUGACACACAGCUGGACUGAAUCUGUUCCAAAAUAACUAUUAUUAUUAUGGAACCAUGAAUUGUUGGUCAAAUGAAGAAGCGACCCUGGAUCAGUUCCCUUCAGCAGGUGUUUGCUGAUGUACAUAACAAGGUUUACAAAAAGCAAAAUUCCUAUUUUCUACAGAACAAAUCAACAGCAUGGAAAUGAACAACGGACACAAUCAGCAGAACAGAGCCAGUUACUGUCCACACCAGUAUGCCAAAGGCUGCUGGUGGAGUGAAGUUAAAGCAAUUUACAAUGAAGUACCAAGCUUUCAACAAUCACGUGUGUCUGUAAAUACUGUAUUUAUUUGUAAAAGAGUUUAUUUUUUUGACAGUUGGCCAUCAAAGGGACAUGGUACAAUCAUUAUCUUUGUUCACCACCUGCUGCAAGAAGCUGCUCCUCAGAGACUGAUGGUGGGAAGCCACCCUAAAACUAGCUUGACUCCUAUUCUCCAACUGAAGGACAUAAGGGAAGACUCCAUCAGCAUUGGUACUGUUAAAUAACCUGCUUCAAAAGCAAAAUGUUUCUUUGAAUUUAAAGGAUAAUUCUGCUUUAUUACAACUUUAAUUGGACGAGGCUUGGCAAUCAUUCUUAGCAUUAAUAAUAAUAUUGUUCUCCAGGGUAAUUACUGAGAUCUGGGAACACAGGUUAAAACAUCUCUGCCUUGUUCAUCAGUGAGGUUAAGAUGAAGCAUAAGAACAACUGGUUAGAGACAGAAAGAAGGGUUAAGAUAGAAAUGAACUUGUUUGCACAAUGUGUUGUCCAACUAGAAGUGAGAGCCAAUCACAAGACGCAUCUACAGCUGUUCUACCAUCUGACAAGCUCUUCUACCAGCACCUUUAUGCUCCUAUGGAAGUUCUUGACAGAAGCUUGAAGAAAGUCUUAGGGCAAACCAGGACAGAGCCUGAAGCAGACAGAACGCCCUGGUGGGAUUACAUAUCCCAUCUGGCCCAUGUAGACUACUGCCUCCUGUCCAGGCUGAACCCAAGUCUGAAGGGUCGAGAUACACGAGCAGUCAGAUGAUCAGAAAGGUUAAAAAAAACAACUCAAGGUUAGACGAACCUAUCAGGAAGAGGACAUGUAGGUGGACGGUAAAAGUACUACCCAAGAACCCAGACCCACUUCCUGCUGAAGCUUUUGCGAUAGACCGUAUGUUGAAGUCACCCGUUGUUUUGUGGACUACUGUUUUGAAGCCUUGACUCUCGAAUUUCAUGCGUCGCCAUCUUGAUUUUUGGCCGUUACCAUCUCUUUUUUUC